Messenger RNA from Oncorhynchus tshawytscha (Chinook salmon), 599 nucleotides. RefSeq names its product phospholipase A2. Gene Ontology annotation, molecular function: calcium ion binding; phospholipid binding. Lineage: Eukaryota; Metazoa; Chordata; Actinopteri; Salmoniformes; Salmonidae. The transcript has 4 exons. Bases 109 to 570 code for a protein of 153 amino acids. Gene Ontology annotation, biological process: arachidonate secretion; phospholipid metabolic process; lipid catabolic process. The record is from RefSeq and is a predicted model, not a curated record.
CAGGAGAUUAUUCAAACCAGACUCUUAAAAAAACUCUCCACUGCACUGAAAGCCUAUGUCCACCAGUGUAAAUAAGCAACAGUGCAUGCAGACUCCCUCUUGCACACCAUGCCUGCGCUUUAUCGGAUACUUCUACUGUUCUCUGUGGUAAUAGCCUCUAUGGCACUGCAGAGGCCUCCACGAACUAAGAGAGGGCUACUGGAGCUGGCAGGAGUCAUCAAGUGCAGCACAGGCAGAUCAGCCCUGGCUUAUAUGAUGUAUGGCUGCUACUGUGGACUGGGGGGUCAGGGCUGGCCCAGGGAUAAAGCAGACUGGUGCUGUCACAAACAUGACUGCUGCUACGGCGAUGCAGAAAUUGCUGGUUGCCGAACCAAGACAAGAAAGUAUCAAUGGACAUGUGAAGACAGAACUGCAGAAUGUGAUGAUCUCAAGGACAAAUGUGAGAAGAUUCUCUGCAAAUGUGACAGGGAGGCAGCCAAAUGCUUGAGAAAGGCACCUUUCAUACGGAAAUAUGCUAUGUGGCCAGACUUUCUCUGUGGGUGUACACUGCCAACAUGUAAUAUCUACUGAUUCAAUAAAUGUACACUUGUUGAUUUUUA